Leptonychotes weddellii (Weddell seal) is the source of this 7504-nucleotide messenger RNA. It is a transcript of the gene FBXO30, whose product is annotated as F-box protein 30. The record is from RefSeq and is a predicted model, not a curated record. Lineage: Eukaryota; Metazoa; Chordata; Mammalia; Carnivora; Phocidae. Gene Ontology annotation, molecular function: ubiquitin protein ligase activity; zinc ion binding; protein binding.
UCAGUAAAUAAAUACUGUAGCCUCAUUGCUGUGGAUGCUUUUAUUUUUAUUUUUUAAACAUUUUUCUUAUUCCAAGGGGAGUAGUGUGGAACAAACUGUUUUGAAGCUAGAGAGCCCUCUGUGUCUUCCUUUCAAAGUUGUUGCUGUUUUGCAUUUAACUUAGUUGUUUGUAGCCGUUGCUAUUUUAAACAGUUUUGAAUUAAGUGAUGUUUUUGAGAUGUGUUCUGCCUGGUGUGGUCAUGUGAUGUGCACAUAACAUAGAGUGUUCUACAGGUUAUGAGAGCAGUGGUCACUUCUUUGGAACUGCUUGUAUUUUUAGGUUCUCUCUUAGUAACAGUCAAGCUUAUAACCCUCAGCAUGUGAGAUGAACUCUGUCUAGUUGUUGCAAAAUAAGAAAGCUACAGCUGUUUUCACAAUCUAAUCACUCCAUGACAUUUGCCUUAAUUCUUUUUUUUUUUUUGAGGUUGUAAGUUUUUUAAUUAUUCAGAUAGCAAGCAGUGGAACUGUCUUAAAACGAGAUCAUUUGGCUCCACUUCCAGUGUUAUUUUCACUAACUCAGUAAUCUGUUACACAAUGCUGCAAAUAUUUAAGGUGAAUUAGAUGAAACAAUAAUUCCUUGGAUCCAUUUGGCUUGUUUAAUGGACAUUUGCCUUAAUUCUUACUAACAUUUCUCUUUGAACAUCAGCAUAAUUUACAAAUGUUUGUCAUCUUUAGUCUGUCGUUUCUUCUAUUAUGACUCUUUUAGCAUGUCUGUGUUUAACUUCUAGGUUCUGUCUUAACCUAUAAAAUGUAUGGGGAUAAACAUUCAGAAGUAUUUGUAAUUUUUAAACACAAUUAAAAAAUACAGUUUGGUUGUUAAAUGCAUGCCUUGUUCUCCCCACCUCCUCCCUGCCCCCCAGCAUCAGUAAGUGCCAUAAUACCAACUCAGAACUGUUCUACUUAAUCAGUAGAGCUCUAUCAAUAUGAGGUAGACUUUUGUUAUUGUUUGAGGAAAAUCAACCCUGGACUGGACAAAAAUAAAUAGCAAUUUCAGGAUUAAUUAGUUUACAUUAGCCACCUGAAACCCAGAUAGCAUUUAUGGAAAAAUAUGUCAGAGAGCUAGUAAUCUUUUAUGCAGUGAAGUGAAGAAAAUAGGCUAAGAAUCGACUUCUUACCCAGAAAAGUAUUACCUAUUACAACGUAAUUUAAUUUGGGAGAUGUUGAGAUGAGUUGCUUGUCCCAUAUGGAGGUAGAGAUGUAUAAUAAGUAAUUGGCUGUAGAGAUCUGAAGUCUGGGAGAAGGAUCUGGGCAAGAGGUAAGUUUUCAGCAUAUGGGUGGUAAUUGAAGCUUUUGAGAAAUUGAGAGCACCCAGAGAGAAUGAAUAGAAUGAGCAAGAAGUGACAUGAUCCCUGGAGAAGAGGAAUAUUUUAGAAAAAGAGAUUAAGGAAUAACCAAAAAGGUAGGGAGAAAACCAGGGAAAUGUAUCCUCGUGAGGAAAGACAAAUAGUUCAAAAAGGAGGGGAUAGUCAGAAUAAUGAGGUAAAUGGCCAAGGAAGAUGAGGUCUGGAAAAAAUGCCCUUUGGUUUUAGCACCAAGGGUCUCAGAGCAGUUUUAAUGACUGUUGGCUAAAAGAAAGCCAGAUUACAGGGCUGAAGAGUAUAUGGGAGGUAUGAAAGGUUUUUGUUGUUUUUUUUAAAUUGUUUUUUGUUUUUCUUCUGGAAGCUUGACUAGGAAAAAAGAAUAGUAGUAGAAGGGAGAUAUUGUUUAUUAUUUAGGUUUUUAAAGAUGAAAUAGUUUUUUAAGUUUUUACUGCUCAUAGGGACAAGCCAAUAAAGAAGUUUAUGAUUAUAGACAAAGAUACAUCGAAUAGGAUUAAUAAUUAUAAUUAAAUCAGUAUAUUGUGCUGAUGCUUUCUCUAUUUUUGUAUAAAAUUUUUCUUGAUAAAAGGAAAGACCAUUAGGUAUCUGUAAACCCCUUCUGUUAUUUUAUAGAUACUGUUUCUCAGCUCAAAUCCUUAGUGAAUUUCUGUUACCUGAAGUCUGGACUCCUUAGAGUAGUAUAUAGUACAGUCCUCAUGAUGUGCUUUAUUUCUGUCAUCCUGCCCCAUCUCUCACAGCUACCUAGCAUUUCACCUUGUGAUCCAGCAAUACUGGGAAACUUGAGGUUCCCUGAAUGUGUUUUGCCACUUCUUGUUUUUCUCCAUUUACAUAUGUUGAUACUUCAGCGCUGAAUACUUCCCUCCCUUUCCAAUUCUCCCCUCCUAUGCUUAAGAUUUCCCAUCUUUGAAGACUACUGUGACUUCUUCUCUAGCCCCUACCCAUAGUGAAAAUUAUCUUCUCUGUGUUACCAUUUUACUUCUGUCAGAUUGAUCACAUAAUAAUGUGACGUGAGUUUUACUGUUGUCUCUCUGACCUCCUGCUCUAGCUCCUUGAGAGGAGUUACUAAUCUUUAUAUUGCCACACCAGACACAGUGCCUGGUACAUAGUAGUUAAACAAUAAAUAGGUGUUGCGUGAGUGAAUGGAAGGUGUGGCCCUCAGAAGUAAGUAACUUGCCCAUAGCCACGAACUGGAGCUGGACUUACAUUUUCUGGGUAAAUUCCCUGUUUGUUUUAAUUAAGGCUUACUCUGGUGAUUUGUUGUAGAAGGUAUUAAGGCAUAUGUAGAAGGAGUGAUCAGUAGAUGAAAUCUUAAGUGAACUCCUAUAUUUGAAGGGAAUAAAAAGAAAAGUUCUAAUAGUUUUAGUUAAGUAUAUUCAUGAAAUUCAGGUCAUUCUCUCAGGAAUAUGAUGAAGUCAGUGUACUAUGGGGUGCUUCUGAACCAGUUUAGUUGAAACUAAAAUGUAAAAGCUAAAGCCUUCUUUGAAAUCUAAAAGUCAAAUAUGCAUUAAUUUGUUUUUAGCAUCCUUUUAUAUACUACACAGUAUACUAGAAUUUAAGCAUUAUAUUUUGAGACAUUUGGCCUCUUAGGCAUUUUGUUAUAUGAUAUGUAAAAAUGAACUUUUGCAUUGUUACUUGAAAUGAGUACUUAAGUGGUUUCAAGAUGAAUUGAUUAUAUAUAAAAUAAACUUGAUAAAUAUGCUUAUUUUACACAUACACCUUUAUGACUUGAUUUUUGUUACUCAACAAUUUCUGAAAAUCAACCACUUUUUGCCUAACUUGUUAUCUUUUCCCGUCUCCACAACUAGAGCCGGACGGGCCGUCAUGGAGGAGAAGCUGCCACACUCGCACUGUGUGAAUUGUGUCAGUAGACGCUGUAUGACCAGACCGGAGCCUGGGAUUUCCUGUGACUUGAUUGGUUGUCCGUUGGUGUGUGGAGCAGUUUUCCAUUCUUGUAAAGCUGAUGAGCAUCGACUUUUAUGUCCAUUUGAACGUGUGCCUUGCUUAAAUAGUGACUUUGGCUGUCCAUUUACAAUGGCUCGAAAUAAAGUUGCUGAACAUCUAGAAAUGUGUCCAGCAAGUGUGGUGUGCUGUACUAUGGAGUGGAACCGAUGGCCAGUUAGUUAUGCAGAUCGGAAAUCAUAUGAAAAUCUAAGCAGAGAUGUUGAUGAAGUGGCACAAUUAGAUAUGGCCUUGGCCCUUCAAGACCAAAGGAUGCUCUUGGAAUCUCUCAAAGUAGCCACCAUGAUGUCAAAAGCGACUGAUAAAGUAUCAGAACCUAGAGAACAGAUCUCCAUUAAAUCAAGUGUCCCAGAAAUACCACAUGCUAAUGGUUUGGUGUCUGUUGAUGAAGAAUCUUAUGGUGCACUUUAUCAAGCUACGGUAGAAACAACCAGAAGUCUGGCUGCUGCUUUAGAUAUCCUGAGUACCGCCACAAGAGACAGUGGCAUGUUGAGUACAAGUCUUCGCACUUCCCCAGAUGAAAUGAAUGAAGAGCAAGACACCAGAGGAAGCUUGCAGAAUAGACCCUUGAAAGACCAGGACCAUUUUUAUGAGGAUGAGAUAGGAGCAGUAGGUGGAAUUGACCAUAAUGACACAAGUCUGAAUGUCCAGUCUGAACAAAAUGGUUCAAGUGAUUUAUUGUGUGACUCGAACACCAGUUCUUAUGGCACUUCUGCUCUUUGUAAUGGCUUUUCUUUGGAAAAUAUAGGUACACAGGCCAUAGACCCAAAUCAGAAAUUACAUGGUGAUUCAAAACAAAGGAACUUAACAAAUGGAGAAUGUAUAGCAUCAGAUGGCACUUCACAACCUUCCGGUUCACUUUCAGUAGCAGCACAACUUAGGGAAGUAAUACCAUCUGGUGCUUUGCCUAAUGGCACAGUUCAGCAUAUCCUCAUGCCAGAUGAUGAGGAUGAAGGAGCAUUGUGUUGGAGAAAAGUAGACUUAGGGGACUUGAGGAAUGUGGAUGUCUUAUCUUUCAGUCAUCCUCCUUCAUUCAAAUUUCUUUCUAACUCAUGUUGGUCUAAACCAAAAGAAGAUAAAGCAGUAGAUACAUCAGAUUUGGAAGUUGCAGAAGAUCCAAUGGGCCUCCAAGGAAUAGAUCUAAUCACAGCAGCAUUGCUAUUUUGUCUAGGAGAUUCUCCAGGUGGGAGGGGUAUAUCUGAUAGUCGCAUGGUUGAUGUUUAUCACAUUGACUUUGGGACUCAGACUUUUUCACUUCCAUCUGCAAUAUUAGCUACCAAUACAAUGGUUGGGGAAAUAGCUUCAGCUUCAGCUUGUGAUCAUGCCAACCCACAGCUUUCAAAUCCAAGUCCUUUUCAGACACUUGGGCUGGAUUUAGUAUUGGAAUGUGUUGCUAGGUACCAACCCAAGCAGCGUUCAAUGUUUACAUUUGUUUGUGGGCAGUUAUUUAGAAGAAAAGAAUUUUCUUCACAUUUUAAGAAUGUGCAUGGUGACAUUCAUGCUGGACUCAAUGGCUGGAUGGAACAGAGGUGUCCUUUAGCAUAUUAUGGUUGUACCUAUUCUCAGCGUAGAUUUUGUCCAUCAACACAAGGAGCAAAGAUUAUACAUGACCGCCAUUUGAGGUCCUUUGGAGUUCAGCCAUGUGUCUCUACAGUAUUAGUAGAGCCUGCUAGAAACUGUGUGUUGGGAUUGCAUAGUGACCAUCUAAGUAGUCUUCCUUUUGAGGUCCUGCAACAUAUUGCAGGCUUUCUUGAUGGCUUCAGUUUAUGCCAGCUCUCAUGUGUAUCCCGGUUAAUGAGGGAUGUGUGUGGCAGCCUGCUUCAGUCUCGUGGAAUGGUCAUACUGCAGUGGGGAAAAAGGAAGUACCCAGAAGGAAAUUCGUCAUGGCAAAUAAAAGAAAAGGUGUGGCGAUUCAGUACUGCAUUUUGUUCUGUUAAUGAAUGGAAAUUUGCUGACAUCCUAAGCAUGGCUGACCACUUGAAGAAAUGCAGUUACAAUAUUGUAGAGAAACGGGAGGAAGCAAUCCCGUUACCAUGUAUGUGCGUGACACGAGAACUCACUAAAGAGGGACGUUCACUUCGCUCAGUUUUAAAACCUGUACUUUAAAAACUGUCACUCCACUUGCGCAUACAUGCAGACACCUAGUAUAAUUUCUUUGUAAUAUGUGAUACUUUAUUAAUGUAUUAAAGAUUACAACUAGCUAAAUUUAUUGCCACUAUGUAUAUAAUGUUUUGAAGUGACAUAUAUUUUUAUAAAGUACUGUUUAGUUGGAAAAAAGUUGCCUUAAUGUUUGAAAUGUGUGAAAUUUUUGGAACUUGCUGGACAGGGUGAUUUAAUUUUUAGCUGCAUAAUUUUCAGAAUUAGUAUUUUUAAUGGUGUGCAUAUUUUUUGGUUUUUACAUUUUUUGUUUCUUAGUUUAACAAGAUCCUGACCAAACAGUUUGUCCCUCAUGUUUUCUGUGGGUUAUAGCCCAUGCAUUCAGAAAGCAAAACUUUGAUUCAAAUUUUUGCAGCAUAGGUUUUUCAGAUAAAGACAUUCAAUUGCUUAAGGACUGCCAUAAGAUCAUUAUAAGAUUUUUAUUUUCUAGUGCUCCCCUUAUACGAUCAUGGAUACACAGAUGAUCUUUACUGUAUAUUUACAUAAUAUUUAAAAUCAUGACUAGUGUUUGGUAAUGCAUUUAUCAUGUUUUAAAAAUACCCACAAAAGUGUUUUCACCUUAUGUAUUUGCAACUCUCAUACAGAGAGUGACCAUGUGCAACUUCCUUUUUUCUUAGACACCACAUCCAAAGACUCACGGCAGCGUGUUUUAUGACAGGUUAAAAUGAAAACCAACAAAAAGCCUGUGAAUUUAUUUUAAUUUGAUACUGUUCAUGGUAUGAUAUAUUUGCUAGGCUUUUGAUAUUUGGAAAGAAGAAAAUAUACCUCAUUUAAAGUUCAGAUUGGGCAUAUUGUGUGAAUAAAUUUCAAAUAUUCGGAAUGCAAAGGGCUUAACUUUCUUUCCUAAGCCUUUAGAAUUUUUGCCUUUGUAUGUUUAUAAAAAUCACAACUAUAUUGUUUUAAGAUAUUUAACAAUGUGAAAUUUGGUAUCUUUGUAAGAUGACAAUCAUGAAAUGGAGAAGCCUGUCUUGGUUGACAAUCUCCUUAAAACAUUUCCAGGUUUAUUUCCCAUAGACUUCUCUACCAAUAUAGUAAGAAUUGUAUCUUUGUGUAAAGAUCAAGGUAUAAGAGAAAAAUAUGCAAAGUCCUAUUCUUGAAGUAUUUAGUUGUAGUUUUCAAAUUGAUUUACACUAUUAUUAACCUGAUGUGGUCAAUUAAAAAAAUGAAUAUAUCAGUAUUUAGAAAUAAGUUGCAAAGAUGGGGAAUACCUAAAUAAUUUGUUUUAAGUAACUUCUGGUAUUUGGUAGUCUGAAGUGGUGACAAGUUAUUUUGCUAUAAAAUAUCAAACUUCUAUUGUGUCUUCUCUUCCUACAUUGGUCCCUGAGAGUGCUCUGUUGUUUCUAGGGUAACAAUACUAUGGCAGUCGGACUGGGCAGAGAUGUUCCUUGGGCAUUAGAAAAGAACUCUGAACUGCUUCCGGCUUCUUUUGGUUGGAUCAGGCCCUUAUUACAGUUGAAAAUACAGCAUUAAAGACUAAUCAGUUGUUUUGCCUCACCUGUCAUUUCAGUUAGUAGAAUAGUUAUUUCUCAGUGCUUAAACUUUCAACUGUGAGGUUGAAUUAUAUAAAUAGUCUAUUUCUGAAAAAGUUAGAAAUAAGAUUGAAUACUGUAAAAUAUAACUGCCUUUUAAAGUUUUGCUGAAGAAUGUGUCUGGUUAGGAUAGCACAAACAUUAACUUUUUGUUUUAUGGUUGUGCUUGUUUGGUUUUUAAGUUUAGACUUCUUGUUUUUACACUGGAUCAGAUAUUUAACAGUUUUCCACCUUAUAUUUCUUUUACAUAUCUUUGGCUGUUUUUUGUUUGUUAUGCCACCAUACAAUUUUGUUAAAAUGUUUUCUGUGUGCGACAUUUGUUCAAAUUCUAAUAAAAUUAAUAUUUUCCCUUUAUGUGGCUCAGUAACUUAAAAGGAAAAACUUUCAUUUAAAUAAAAUUUUAAUACUUGACAAAUUCCAAACACAGUGUUUCUAAGUGUAGAUUUUCUGCAUGUUGUAGUUGUUUGUUGAUUAUCAUUGUUCACCCAUGUUUUACUGGUG